Molecule: messenger RNA, 657 nt
Organism: Diospyros lotus (date-plum)
Lineage: Eukaryota; Viridiplantae; Streptophyta; Magnoliopsida; Ericales; Ebenaceae
Product: cyanidin 3-O-galactoside 2''-O-xylosyltransferase FGGT1-like
Exons: 3
Coding region: 1-657 (218 amino acids)
Source: RefSeq, a predicted model, not a curated record
AUGCCAGUGGCGGUGGCGAGAUCUGCGAAGAGGAUGGAAGAACAAGAUGAUGAUAAUGAGGAAGAGGAGGAGGAUGAGUCAGUGGUGGGGUUAGAGAUGAUGGUUGUGAAUGGUUCUGAUCUUCUGAAUCUCCGGCCGACGAUAGUUGCUAGCGACGGAAAAGAAGCAGGGAUCCCUCUUGGUGCGCAGACCACCGCGGACGUGCCCUCCUCCUUGGGCACUUUCCUUAUGGACUCCAUGGAUUGCACCCAGCCUCAGAUUGAAGCUAUCCUCCGUCAUCUGAAACUGGACGUUGUCUUCUUCGAUUUCACCCACCGGUUGCCAGCUCUGGCCCUCUGGUUGGGGAUCGAGUCUGUAUUCUACAGUGUCGUCAACCCCUCGAUGAUCGCCUAUGCAUUGUCCCCGGUAAGGCGCUUUCCUGGCGAAGAGUUAGCCGAGGUCAACAUUGCUCAACCCCUAGAAAGGUAUCCGCUUUCGGCGAUGAAGCUCCAUGGUCGCGAGGCCAGAGCCUUUGAAGCUCGAAGGAAGAAGAAGUUUGGCGAAGACAUGCUGUUCUAUGCCCGCCUUUAUGCUAGCUUGUACAAAUGUGAUGCACUAGGCUUCUCGACCUGUGGGGAGAUUGAAAGGCCAUUCUGUGACUACCUCAGGAGCCAAUAG